Molecule: messenger RNA, 2235 nt
Organism: Sesamum indicum (sesame)
Lineage: Eukaryota; Viridiplantae; Streptophyta; Magnoliopsida; Lamiales; Pedaliaceae
Product: serine/threonine-protein kinase RHS3
Biological process (GO): protein phosphorylation
Molecular function (GO): ATP binding; protein serine/threonine kinase activity
Source: RefSeq, a predicted model, not a curated record
UUAAUUCCGUCCACGAUUUCAGAGUUUCAAACGGCGAACCUGGCGUCUCCCCUAAUCUUGGCUGGGGCUUUCCCUGACCGCUUCUCUCACUUUCCUACCUUCACCUCCACACUUCUCUCUCUCUCACCUCAAUAUUUCAUUCUUAUUCACCCCGAUUAUAAAUGGAUUUUUCAUUUCUAUUUUUGUUUAUUUUCCUCCCUCUCUUUCCUCCCCGGAUUUUUCACCAUACUCAUGGCAACGGAUUUUAUCAAACACCCUUUAAUCUUUUCCUGUUGUUUCUUCACUUGCUUUUCUGUUUCUUAGCACCAGAAGGCAGAAUCUUGGAGAAUGAUCGCUCUUGUGGGAUCGUUAAUUCAGGGAAAGCCCAUCGUCGCCGAUUUUUGGAGGGUAUCUUACAGCACAGCUGGUGAUUUUGUGAAAGCGUACAGCAUAUCAUAUGAGUCAUAAACCACCAGAAGAAAGUACCUGUGAGCAUGAUAAGAUGGAGGCUGAUGCUGGAAGUUCUACCACAACAAUUUCUAGUGAAUCUCGUGAGAUGAAGAAACCAGAGCAAAAUAAAAGUAGUAAUCCUGAUCACGUUUCAAGUGAACCUAUACUUGCAGAUCCCAAUUCCCAAGUAAUUUCUUCUUCAACUUAUAAAUCUCCUAAUGAAUUUAGAAGAACCGAGGCAACAAGUGGUGCACUUCCAUGCCCACUACCCAGUCCAAGAAAAUUUACAAAUGUUGAUACUCAGAUAAGUACGAAUCCAGGUUUAGCACCUGUCUUAUCACCUAAUACAAAGACAAGCAAUGCCAAGAGUAGCACACCAUUACCAAUUACUAGUCAGGGCUGGGCCAGUGGUAGCAGCAACCGCAGUAAUAGCUUAGACAGUUCAGGUGCACCUCUGAAGCCCCACACUGGUGGUGAUGUUAGAUGGGAUGCCAUUACUUCUGCUUCUUCAAAAGAUUCCCCUCUUGGUCUUACCAAUUUUCGGCUCCUGAAGCGGCUUGGUUAUGGAGACAUUGGAAGUGUAUACCUUGUUGAACUUCGAGGAACAAAUGCCUUCUUUGCCAUGAAAGUUAUGGAUAAAGGUACUCUUGCCAGCAGAAAUAAACUACUUCGAGCUCAAACAGAAAGAGAGAUCCUUGGUCUUCUUGACCACCCUUUCUUACCGACCUUGUAUACUUAUUUUGAGACUGAGAAGUUCUAUUGCUUGGUUAUGGAAUUCUGCAGUGGAGGUAACCUUCAUACUCUUCGGCAAAAGCAGCCCAACAAGCAUUUUACAGAGGAAGCUGCUAGAUUUUAUGCAUCAGAGGUCUUGUUGGCACUUGAAUAUCUGCAUAUGCUAGGAAUUGUUUACAGAGAUCUGAAGCCAGAAAAUGUUCUAGUGAGAGAAGAGGGUCAUAUCAUGCUUUCCGACUUUGACCUCUCACUUCGCUGCUCUGUCAAUCCAACACUUGUAAAGUCUUCAUCUGUUCAUGGUGGAAAUCAAGGUGAGAUUAUUGGUGGCAUCUUAGAUGACGACAAUGCAGUCCGCGGUUGUAUGCAGCCGUCAUCUUUUCUCCCACGCCUCCUCCCUAAAAAGAAUCGUAAAGCCAAAUCUGAUUUUGGGCUGGGAAAUAAUGUCAACUCACUUCCUGAGCUCAUGGCUGAGCCAACAAACGUACGCUCCAUGUCUUUCGUCGGCACACAUGAAUAUCUAGCUCCAGAGAUCAUUCGUGGAGAGGGCCAUGGCAGUGCAGUGGAUUGGUGGACAUUUGGUAUUUUCUUGUAUGAGCUCAUACACGGAACGACCCCUUUCAAGGGUUCUGGAAAUCGUGCCACGCUAUUCAAUGUGGUUGGCCAACCACUAAAGUUUCCAGAAGCUCCACAGGCGAGCUUUAUGGCCAGAGAUCUCAUAAAAGGGCUGUUGGUGAAGGAACCGCACAAGCGAAUUGCAUACAAGAGGGGCGCUACGGAAAUAAAACAGCAUCCUUUCUUUGAGGGUGUGAACUGGGCUCUUGUGAGAAGUGCCGUGCCUCCAUACAUUCCUGAACCAGUAGAUUUUUCGCAGUUUGCCAGUAAAGAUUCUGUUCAUCACGACAAGAAGAUUGCAGAGAUCACACACGAUAAGACCAAAAGCACCUCCAUUGAUUCUUCUUAUGUUGAAUUUGAGUAUUUCUAGGACUCAAACUCGGACUCUUGAUUAUGUUAUUGUGAUGUAUACAUCUUGUGAGAGAAAUUUUGUACAAAGUAAUUGGCAGUUUAACACUGUUA